CUUCUCCUCAUUGCUUCUAUUUAUUCCUCGAACACCUGGCACGGUCCCGGUUCUCGUGACGAUAAUUUCUUGCUGAUCCGCCCAGCAGAGCUGUGCGCAUCGUGGUUGUUUUCUCCUUUCUCCAUCCGCGGUUUCAUAUAUAUUCCUCUCCUCCACCCUCCAGCUUGCUGGAUUGCCUCUGGGAUCUUAAACCACCUUAAUCAAUCUCCCUCCUGUACCUGAAUCCUUGAUCGGAUCAUCGGCCUUAGAUAGUCAUAAUGUCGGCACAACACGCGCCCCUCGAGAAGGACAUGCUUCCUGACAACGACUCCAACGGCGGUGCGCCCAUGCACCAUGAGAUGUCGGCGGAGGACACCGCUAGAGCCGCUGCGCGCUUUGGCUAUGGCCCCAUGGCCCAUGUCAACACCACUGAAGCUAACCUGCGUCCCUUCGGAGGAGAGUUCCAGCCCGGUCUGUACAAGUCGGUCGAGAACCGCAAGUUCGCCAACCCGGCGCCUCUGGGCCUCUGCGCUUUCGCCCUCACCACUUUCCUCCUGAGCUUGAUCAACAUGGGAACCCGCGGUAUCUCCGCGAACAACAUCGUCGUCAGUCUGGCUUUCGGAUACGGCGGUCUCGUUCAGCUACUUGCUGGCAUGUGGGAAAUGGCCAUCGGAAACACCUUUGGUGCCACUGCGCUGUCCUCGUACGGAGGUUUCUGGAUCUCGUUCGCCAUUGUGUUGACCCCCGGUGGGUUUGAGAUCGCCUCGUCGAUUGAAUCCGCCGGCGGUGCAAGCAUGUUCUACAACUCGAUGGGACUGUUCCUCAUGGGUUGGUUCAUCUUCACCACCAUCAUGCUGUUCUGCACCCUGAGAUCCACGGUUGCUUUCUUCCUGCUGUUCUUCUUCCUCGACCUGACCUUCUUGCUGCUUGCCAUUGGCUACCUGCGUCCCAACGCUGCCGGCGAGCCUAACCCCCCUAUCAUCAAGGCGGGUGGUUUCUUCGGUCUCCUGGCUGCUUUUGCUGCAUGGUACAACGCACUGGCUGGUAUUGCCGACAGCAGCAACAGUUUCUUCAUUAUCCCUGUUGCCCACUUCCCCUGGUCUCCCACUGCCCGCAGCCGUGUCAAGACCGAGCGCGAGACGGUCUAA
Molecule: messenger RNA, 1127 nt
Organism: Aspergillus heteromorphus CBS 117.55
Lineage: Eukaryota; Fungi; Ascomycota; Eurotiomycetes; Eurotiales; Aspergillaceae
Product: acetate uptake transporter family protein
Exons: 3
Coding region: 258-1127 (289 amino acids)
Cellular component (GO): plasma membrane
Molecular function (GO): acetate transmembrane transporter activity
Source: RefSeq, a predicted model, not a curated record